AUGCUGGUGUCUAUGGUGAUGCCGGGGUCCAAGGGCGGCCUCAACGCGGAGCCGACCAAACCGGCUCGGAUCGAGUUCCGACUGGACGAGCCGGUCACCGUGCCCAGGAAACUGCGGGCGGCCUCCGCGGAGGGGGCCAUUCUGAUCCCGGGCGUGGGGGACGUCUACUCCAGUCUGACCGCCGAGGAGCCGACCGCCGAGGACCGGGCGGAGACUCAGUCCCGGCCGCCGGCCCCUGUGGCGGAGGGCCGGGUGGAGUCGCAGGUGCCGCGGUCGGCGCGCGGCGGCGCGGCGCUGCAGCUGACGGACCUGGAGUGGCCGGCGGCCGGCGGCGGCGCGGCGCCGGCCGGCCCGCCGCCGGAGCCGCUCUCCGACUCGGAGGCCUCGGACGUGCUCGAGGUGGACACGGAGUCUCUGGAGGCGCGCCUGGUGGCCGGCGGCCGGCCGCGCGCCCACCUGGCCUUCGUGCCGCGCGCCGAGCCCGCGCCGCCACCGCCGCGGGAGGAGGAGCGGCGCGGCACCGACCCGUGGGCGGAGGGCGAGUCGCCCUCGGCCGCGGCAGUCGGCAGCGCAGUCGGAGACGAGUCCGACUAUGAAGGGGACUACGAGAGCCUGCCGGUCGAUGUGACCGGGCCGGGGCUCGGGCCGGGUCCGGCUGCCGGUCUGACCCGCUCGGUGGCCUCCUAUGACCUGGCGGGCGGCGCGGCCGGCGCGGCUGGCUGGGAGGGCGCCGGCGCCGAGCAGCCGGCCGACUGGCAGUACCCGGCGCCCGGGGAGGGCGCGGCGGUACCGGACAGGGACCGAGAGGCGGACCACGGACAGCCGGCCUCACUGCCGCCGCUCGCCGGCUACCACGUCCUCAGCCACGGCGAGAUCUACCACAAGGCGGAGCGCCGCCGCUCGCUGCCGGUGACCGCCGGCCCGCCCCCGCCCCCGCCCCCGCCCCCGCCCCCGGCGGAGUCUGCGGCGGAGUCUGCGGCGCUGACGGCCGAGGAGCUGGCUCUGGACGCCUCCAUUCCGACCUACGACGACGUGCGCCGGUUCGGAGAGCCCGCCGACAGCCUCUCCUCGGACGAGGACGACGAGCCGAGCCCGGCCGGCCGGCCGUGGCCACUGGGCGACGCGAGCGCCUGCACACUGAGGGGCCGCGGCCCGGAGCUGCCGGGGGAGCGGGACGGAGGGGGUGGGGAGAUGGAGUGGGGUGAUAGACGUGACAAGAGGAAAGAAGGUGAACAUAGUGACGUUACUGAGCGCAGUGGAGAUAAAAGACUGGUGGUAGAUGCCACUGACGGCGAGGAAGUGUCCCGUGGCGCCGGGGCGGCCGCUGUGACUGGCGCCGGGGCAGCGAGUGAGGGGGAGGGAGGGGACGGCCGCGGGCCGGGAGAGCUCGGCCUGGACGAGAGCGGGGACGUGCUGGAGCGGCCGCACCGACCCGUGCCCGGUGUACAGUGCGAGCGGGACUCUGAGCGGCGACUGCGGCCGGAGCCGGACACCGCCGUAAACUCCGGGCUGCGGCUGGAGCCGGACACCGCCGUAAACUCCGGGCCGCUGCCGGAGCCGGACGCCGCCCCGGAGAUAGAGUACGACGAGGACGAGGACCCCGCCGCCGCCGCCGCCGCCGAGCAGCAGGACCAGGAGGAGGAGCAGGAGGGCGCCGCCGGGCCGCAGGAGUCGCGCUGGAGCCCCGAGGCGGCGUUCCUGGAGGACGACUCGCCGUGGUCGGCGGCCGACGCGCUGGCGCUGCGAGACCGGCUGCGACUCAUCAAUGAGGAGUACGGCGAGGCAGAGGGCGAGGAGGGGCGAGCCGAGCGCGCCGAGCGGCUGCGCCGGCUGAACGACCAGUGGGGGGUGGCGCAGGCGGACGAUCCGGCCGGCGGCCGCUACACGCCCGACUGGGAGCCGGACGACGACGAGGAGGACGGCCUGAGCUCCACCAGCGGCGAGUUCGUCUGGCAGGACGGCGCGGACCGGGCGGCGGCAGAGGCCGGCGCCGGCUCCGACUCUGACUCCGACUCGGGGUCUGACUCGGAGUCAGAGUCGGGAGAGGAGGAGUUUACUCCGAGCGUGUGGCAGCAGGACCUGGAGCCCGGCCACGGCCUGCUCCGGUCGCCCGAGCGCAAAUCGGAUCUGCGGAAGUCUGUGAGUUUCAAGCGUCAGAAGCACCACCGGAUCUACGAGUACCCGGGCGCGCCGGCGACUCCAGAGCUGGCCGCUGAGGAGGCCGCAGCAGCAGCAGCAGCGGCCCAACGGAAAACCUGGUCCUUCGUCGCGCCGGCGGCCGUAACUCACUACACCGACUGGGAGCUGGACGGCGAGGAGAUCGAGGACGUGUCGCUGACGGAGCUGCCCGAGUCGCCGGAGCGGUGCGCGCCCCGGCUGCCGGCCGCCGGCGCCGCCGCCCACUACUUCCUCUCAGCAGAGGGCGACGACGGCGACGAGUUCUACUUGGAGCCUGCGCUCUCGGCGGCCGGCUACACGGGCGGCAGCUCGUUCAGCCCGGCGCAGCUGUUCCAGGGCGCCGAACACGACUGGGGCGCCGCGGCCGAACACGGCUGGGCCGCCGCGCCAGAGGGACGCUUCGUGGACGUGUGGGCGCGCGGGGGCGCCGGCCGCGCCGAGGAGGCCGUCUCGCCGGACGUGGCCGAGCGGCCGCUGGUGGCGGGACCGGACGGCGGUGGCGGAGUGUCAGAGCUGGACAGUGGUGCCGCAGUAUCAGAGGUGGGCCCGGACCGUGAUACCGCAGUGUCAGAGGUGGGUCCGGAUCGUGAUACCGCAGUGGUGGGCCCGGACCGUGAUACCGCAGUGUCAGAGAUGGUCCCGUACCGUGAUACCGCAGUGUCAGAGGCUGGCGAGGACUGUAAUACCGCAGUGUCAGAGGUGGGCCCGGACGACGGUGUCACAGUGUCAGAGGUAGGCCCGGCCGGUGGUGCCGCAGUGUCAGAGGCUGGCGAGGACUGUAAUACCGCAGUGUCAGAGGUGGUCCCGGACCGUGAUACCGCAGUGUCAGAGGUGGCCGCCGGCCCCGGAGAGGAACGGGCGGCGUCCCCCGGACCGGCCGCGGCGGCGCCGGAGCCGGACUGUGACGCAGGGGGUGGACCGUCCGCAGCGGCGGCGGCCGAGCGGACGGCGGAGCGGACGGAGACAACUGCUAAAGUGACAGAGUCGGCUGUCGGCUACACGGGCUCCUGCGACGACCGCACGCUGGCCGCGUUCGCCGCGCUGGCCGCCCGGCCCGAGUGA
Amphibalanus amphitrite is the source of this 3240-nucleotide messenger RNA. RefSeq lists its product as uncharacterized. The transcript is spliced from 10 exons. Bases 1 to 3240 code for a protein of 1079 amino acids. The record is from RefSeq and is a predicted model, not a curated record. NCBI's taxonomy places the organism in Eukaryota, Metazoa, Arthropoda, Thecostraca, Balanomorpha, Balanidae.